Gregarina niphandrodes is the source of this 792-nucleotide messenger RNA. RefSeq lists its product as hypothetical. NCBI's taxonomy places the organism in Eukaryota, Apicomplexa, Conoidasida, Eugregarinorida, Gregarinidae. The annotation marks the transcript as partial. The record is from RefSeq and is a predicted model, not a curated record. The transcript has a single exon.
AUGCUGACAACAAGACGUUACACAUUGGAGCGGGGUGAGUGGGACAGUAGGGAGCUUCAAGCGAGGUUGAAUUCAGGAUAUUUCAACACAGAGGUUUUAAGGGAGGAAGCCGUUCACAAGAUUGCACCGGAAAGGGCGAAUGAUGUAAUCGAGGAGUUAUUGCUGCGUUGGCCGAUGUUUUCCCUUGAGGGAUCGAUCACCAGCCGAAUGCGUUUCUGGUUUCGGACCCGUGGCUGGUUCUUUUCUCCUGCUUCCAAUGGGCCAUAUAUCACCGAUCGCGAGUUGGAGUCGCUGCUUUUAAAGAAGGCGGCAUUUUUGAGAGUGCCUUUGACAGAAGUUCCGAAGGCGAUUCGGAGGGAGCAGCGGAGACGACGAAUACGUGAGGCAGCGCAGGUCCAGGGUGAGGCUGUGAAUGACAGUAUUCCUGAAUUCCUAGUCAAUCGUUGGGGACACAAGUUUCAGAUAGCGACGGUAGAUGAGGCAAGACUCCGGAUUAGCCCGUCGUGCUUGGUAUGGGCCUACGACGUUAAAAAAUAUGGCUGGUGGAGCACGGUACCCAAAGGUAUAGAUCCGAUCGGAAUGUCAGUCUUCGGUUUAGCCAAGGCCGUCGAGGGAAUUCGGAAGCUACCGUAUACCUUGUCAGCCUCCUGUUAUUCAUGCACAGAACAUGACACACGUCACCGAAAUGGAAACGGAUGUGAGAGAUGCGAGAGCCAUUGGGACCUUGUGGAGUUUUGGGAAUGGUUACGUUCAAGACAUUUUUGUGAGGCACGCGAAAUUCAGAGCGACAGC